Myzus persicae (green peach aphid) is the source of this 2522-nucleotide messenger RNA. It is a transcript of the gene Atg1, whose product is annotated as serine/threonine-protein kinase unc-51. Gene Ontology annotation, cellular component: autophagosome; cytoplasm. The record is from RefSeq and is a predicted model, not a curated record. Gene Ontology annotation, molecular function: protein serine/threonine kinase activity; ATP binding. Lineage: Eukaryota; Metazoa; Arthropoda; Insecta; Hemiptera; Aphididae. The transcript has 21 exons. Bases 476 to 2467 code for a protein of 663 amino acids. Gene Ontology annotation, biological process: positive regulation of autophagy; autophagosome organization; axon extension.
AUAAUAGUCAGUGUUAUUAUUAUUUAUUCAUCUACUAGGCUCUUUGUACAAAAACCAUGAACUACAACUGACUACAACGACGUGAUAAGUUCAUGUAAAACACUAGAUAAAAUAUGAUAAUGUCCAUCAACAUUUAAUAAUAUGUGAAUUUUGCGAUUAAGUCUCGACUAUACAUUUAUACUGUUGUUGCCAUUACCAUAAAAGAAAUGGUAGUUAAUACUUAAUAUCGUGUACGGGAUUUGAGAACACGGAAUGUUAACUAUCAUUAUCUAAUUUGUUUUAAAAACAUUUAAAUAUUAUACAUUAUCAUGUAAUCGAGUCAACACCAUACCUAUUUAGUUUGUGUACUGUUAUAGAAUAACUUUUUGAGAUCUUACAACUAACUCUUACGCAUUUAAUAAUACCUAGGUAUACCAUCUUGCAUUUGUGCAUCCAAAUAUUAAUUAUUUUAGAAUCCAGUUAUUGAAUAAGAAAAAUGGAAGUUAUUGGUGAUUAUGAAUACAACAGUGCCAAUCGCUUGGGACUUGGAGCUUUUGCUAUUGUCUUCAAGGGACGCUCUAGGAAAAAACCUGAUAUGGACGUAGCUGUUAAAACAAUAAUGAAGAAAAAUAUACCAAAAACUCAAAGCCUAUUAAAGAAAGAAAUAGAUAUUCUAAGGAAAUUAACAGUUCUUCAACACGAUAAUGUUGUACAUCUUCUAGAAUGCCUGGAUACUGAUGAAGCAUUUCAUUUGGUUAUGGAAUAUUGCAAUGGCGGGGAUUUACAGGAUUAUUUAAAUGUUAAAGGAUGCUUAAGUGAAGACACAAUACAAGUAUUUUUAAGACAACUUGCUGGAGCAAUGUAUGAAUUUAAUAAACAAGGAAUACUUCAUAGAGACUUAAAGCCUCAAAACAUCCUAUUGAAGUUUUCUGGAGAAACCCGUUAUCCAGAGCCUAAUCAAAUCACUCUUAAAAUUGCUGAUUUUGGGUUUGCUCGAUGCUUGGAUGAAGGAGUAAUGGCAGCUACAAUGUGUGGUUCUCCUAUGUACAUGGCUCCUGAAGUAAUUAUGUCACUACAGUAUGAUGCUAAGGCGGAUUUGUGGAGCUUAGGUACAAUCAUAUUUCAAUGCUUAGCUGGUAAAGCUCCAUUCUUCGCAAAUUCACCUGCAGGAUUGAAACAAAUUUAUGAAAAAACUAGCAAUUUAAUGCCGAAAAUUCCUCCAGGAACAUCGUCAGAUUUAUCAAACUUAUUGUUUGGUCUUCUCAAGAGAAAUCCAAAAGAUAGAAUAUCAUUUGAGACCUUUUUUGAUCAUCCUUUUUUAAGAAUGAAACCUCCACCAGUUACUAUGCCGUCUCCACUUGCUAACAGCCCCAAAACGCCAUCUGGAUUUGAUCAAGGUUAUCAAUAUUCCGUCAGUCCUGAUCUUUCUGAUGAAUAUGUAAUAGUGCCUUCAAACAUACCUGCAUACCAUCACGAGAAAGACAUAAGUGCUAGUCCUCCAAGACCAAGUACACUUUCAAUACAAACUCAACAAGAUUACAAUAAUCCACGAUCUCCAUUGAGAUCUGUACCUAGAUCUCAGCCGAUUACAAUGAAUCCAAGAACUUCAAAGAAUAUAUGUGGGCCAGAUUUUUCUUCUAUAUCUCCACCAUCAGUUCAGUUUAUGCUCGGAACUCCUCCAUCAGGAAGAAGAAUAUCAGAAACGCCACCAUAUAAUACAUGGAACUUUACACCAACAAGUUCUCCAUUAAAGAAAUCGGUUCUAAGUUCGCCAAUUUUGAACACACAACAAUUUACAUUUAACACAAACCAAAAAAUAGGAACAGUCGGCCUGCCUUUCAGUAAUAAUAACCGCACUAUGACUUUGCCUGAACUUGGAAAUAUAACUUUUCCAGAACUUCCGCAAGAAACAAUAUUAGAAAAAGAACACAUAGAAACAUUAGCCAAACUUAAUUUUGUAUUGGCAUUGGUUGAAUGCAUUGUUGAAUGUGCUUCUCCUAAAAGACCACGUUAUGAACGAUUAGUGCUUUUAAUCAGAGCAUUACAAUUACUUAGUUCUAGCUUAAGUAUUGCUACGUCGGAACUCAAAGCUGGUCGAUUACAACCUUCGACAAAUGUUAAAAAUGUGGUACAACAGCUUAAUGAAACUUUUCAUAAAGUUUUGGACGACUGUAAACAAAUUAAUGUACCAAAUAUGCUACACAAUACAUCAUCAUCUACUACAACUGCUGAGAAGUUAUUGUAUGAUUAUGCUGUUGAAAUUUGUGCAAAAGCAGCAUUAAAAGAACUGGGCAACACACCAUAUGAUUAUUUUAAAUCUUAUCAGACAGCUCAAAUACUCUUACAUAGUUUAUCCCAGCAAGUAAACUCUCCAAGCGACAAAGAAAUAUUAACACGAUAUCGAGAUGCAGUAGAAAAAAGAUUGUCUAUAUUGCAAGACCAAGGUUAUGUUUACUCAAAUACGGUUAACGGCAACAAUUCAACUUAAUUAACUGAUAAAUGAUAAAAAUGUGCUUACUAAUUCUUCAGAAUGUUCUAGUCCU